Zalophus californianus (California sea lion) is the source of this 3188-nucleotide messenger RNA. It is a transcript of the gene DMAC2L, whose product is annotated as distal membrane arm assembly complex 2 like. The record is from RefSeq and is a predicted model, not a curated record. The transcript has 5 exons. Lineage: Eukaryota; Metazoa; Chordata; Mammalia; Carnivora; Otariidae. The coding region runs from base 1638 to 2240 and encodes 200 amino acids.
AAAUCUUAGAUGAAGAGGGGAGAUGAUCCCAGGUUCUGUCCUCAGAUCUCAUCUCUCACUGUUCUAGAAUCUCAACAUCUUCAGUCACUUCUUGGCUCUAAGGCCUCUUUCUAGUCUUCUUUUUCCCCAGUUCUAGUACCAUCCAGGACUGAGGAAAAAGCCCUGGACUGGAAGGAGCGAGAACUAGGUUCACGUUUCAGUGCUGCCACCAAUUAGCCAUGAGCGAGUCCUUUUAAAUGUAUGCAUUUAUUAAUACCCCACCUUGUUCCAGAAGGGAUUUAGGGUGUCAGCAAGUUUCUUAAUAUCAGGGCUUCAGUUUCCUCAUCUGUAGAUGGUCUAGGUAGUCUAAAUUCAUUCCAGUUCUCCCAUUUUGUAACUCUGAUUCUAAUGAUUUGUUGGUUAUCUCCACUUAGAAGUUCUGCUAACACUUCAUAUUUAGAAUAUGAAAACCUGGGGAUGGAGGUGAGGGAAACCUACAACCUGUCCUCCUGACAUUGACAUGUGGCAUCACCAUCCAACCAGUGACCUGGGACCAAAACUUAGUGUCCUCUUCAACUAUUCUGGCCCUUGUCUCAGCAUCUCACUGAGCCAUGUGGAAUCCACCCUGUAAUGUCAUUCCCAUUCUUCCCCCACUUGGUCCUUUCCCAUGGCCACGUGUAGUUGAAGCCCUUGUUAGCUGUCUCUCUGUUCUGUUCUGUUGACCCUCAAUCUUGAUGCUGUUGUCCAAGUAAUAUUCUGAAGCAUAGCUCUAACAAUGCCAGUGCUCCUUGCUUAAACUUCAGUGACCCAACUGCCUGCAACAGACAGUCCAAAUUCCCUUGCUGGUCAUGUGAGACCCUUCCUGAUGUGACUGUGCAAAUUGUCUGCCUCCUCUUCUAAAGGAUCCCCAUGUACUCACCAAACUGAACUACAACAUGCCUUAAAACGUUUCUGCCUCAGCUAAUCACUUGACGUACCUUCUCCCGUUGAAAUCCUGGUCCGUUCUUAUUUUAACUCUUUGAGGAAUCUUUCAGGUUCUAUCAUUUAUUUUAACUACCUGGUAACUUGUUUUAGCUCACUCCACCCUGCAUUCAGUUUUCAGCAGCUCAAAGGCAGAAACCACAUUUCAUUUAUCUUUGUUUUCCCCCAACACAGCACACUACUAGAGAAAGUUGAACUGAAAUAAAUCAGAUUGAGACUCAGUUCAGAAAUCACUUUCUCAACUCAUGGUUAUAAAUUUUUACAGCUGAAAAUCUGAGCAAAUCACCUUCUUUUACAAGUGAGAAAACCUAGGGUCAGCGAGGUGAAGUUACUUGCCCAGUCUUUCCUAGCUGCGGCUUGCACAGUUCUUUGCACUGUUUUGGUGAUAGUACUUGCAGCCUUGGCAUAGAGAGGUCUGUUUUCAUGUCUCCUCUCCCUCCCUGGCUAUAAGCAUCUUUUUUUUUUUUUUAAGAUUUUAUUUAUUUAUUUGAGAGAGAAUGAGAUAGAGAGCAUGAGAGGGGAGAGGGUCAGAGGGAGAAGCAGACUCCCUGCUGAGCAGGGAGCCUGAUGCAGGACUCGAUCCUGGGACUCCAGGAUCAUGACCUGAGCCGAAGGCAGUCGCUUAACCAACUGAGCCACCCAGGCAUCUUAACGUUGACACACUGCUCCCAGAUCAAAUGAUGCUGUUUGGAAAAAUUUCCCAGCAGUUGUGUGGCUUAAAGAAACUCCCAUGGUCAUGUGACUGCAGAAACUUCUGGGGCUGGUUGAAUGCAGUAUUUAAUAAAGUGGAUUAUGAACGCAUCAAGGAUGUGGGACCUGAUAGGGCAGCAUCUGAGUGGCUGCUGCGCUGUGGGGCCACGGUGCGCUACCAUGGCCAGGAGAGGUGGCAGAAGGACUACAACCACCUCCCAACUGGACCUCUGGACAAAUAUAAGAUUCAGGCAAUUGAUGCCACCGACUCUUGUAUCAUGAGAAUUGGAUUUGAUCACCUGGAGGGCCUACAGCAUGUUGAAAAAAUAAGACUAUGCAAGUGUCAUUAUAUUGAGGAUGACUGUUUGGAGAGACUUGGUAAACUUGAAAAUUUACAAAAAAGCAUAUUGGAAAUGGAAAUAAUUUCAUGUGGGAAUAUCACAGACAGAGGCAUCAUUGCUUUAUAUCACUUAAGAAACCUCAAGUAUUUGUUGUUAAGUGAUCUUCCUGGAGUAAGAGAAAAAGAAAACCUUAUCCGAACCUUUAAGACAGCACUGCCUUCUCUGGAACUAAAGUUAGACUUGAAGUAAAAUAAUAAUAUUCGAUAGGUGUCUUAUUUCAAUAUACAGUAUCAUUUGAAAUUGUUGACCCUAAACAGCAAUAAAUAUUAUAUAAUCAUCAACAGACCUUAAGGAUGUCAUAUCAUGACAUUUCAGAAGCAGAGUCCAUCAUGUAGAGAAUAUUCAGACAUGACUCAGUCUAUGCACAUUAAAUCAUUUUAAGAAAAAUGGAAACCAGGUAGUUUAAUUCUAAUAUAGUCCUCAUUUUAUAUAUCUAUGUAGAUAACUCUUGAUGUAGAUAAUGACAGAGUUCUUUAAAGUGAUUUAGGGGCGCCUGGGUGGCUUAGUCAGUCAAGCAUUUGCCUUCGGCUCAGGUCAUGAUCCCAGGGUCCUGGGAUUGAGCCCCUCAUCAGGCUCCCUGCUCAGCUGGGAGCCUGCUUCUCUCUCUGCCUCUCCCCAUGCUUGUGCUCUCUCUCUCUCUGUCAAAUAAAUAAAAUCUUUGAAAAAUAUAUUUUAAAAAACUAAAAAAAUUAAGUGAUUUAAAUGUGCAACAGAUAUUCUUUAUUGUACUUUAUCAGUAAUUUAUAGGACUGUUACCUUUUACUCUAAAGUUACUGAAGCAUGCUACUAUAAAUAUACAAUGAGAAACUGAAAGCUAAAUUUCAGAUUCAUUGGUGGAGCCAAUCAUAAAAGGCGGUCAGUGGUUGUUGAGGCAUUCAUAUUGCUUCCCAGGAUUUGACUGCAUUUCUCAUGAUCCUAUGUUCCUGUGUUCUUUAUAAUAUACACCUUUCUCUGGCUAAUUUGUCUGUUUUGUAAGCUUAGUCGAGGGUUUUAUUAAAACUAGACAUAAAUACUUGGCUGAAUUCAAAUGGUUUUGCUGACUGCAAUAAAACAGAAGAAAUGAUCAUGAAGACCAGCACAAUUAUAUUUAUUUUUGCUUAAAAUAUUGCUUUAAAUAGAAAAUUUUAACAUGUCAGU